Molecule: messenger RNA, 1688 nt
Organism: Hemibagrus wyckioides
Lineage: Eukaryota; Metazoa; Chordata; Actinopteri; Siluriformes; Bagridae
Product: chemokine XC receptor 1-like
Exons: 2
Coding region: 244-1290 (348 amino acids)
Biological process (GO): immune response; chemotaxis; G protein-coupled receptor signaling pathway
Cellular component (GO): membrane
Molecular function (GO): chemokine receptor activity
Source: RefSeq, a predicted model, not a curated record
GUGGUGAUGCUGGGGGUGGGAUAUUGAUUUUAAAGCUCAUCAUCUACAUAAAAACCCAGGCAUUCAGGUCACUUUGGAGGAUUUAACUUUUUAAAUUUUACACCUUCAUCUUUUGGUCAGAAGAAGAGGGGUUUCAGAAGAAGAGAGAACUAUAAAGAAGCUAAAAUAUUUUUGUCAUUCUUUGGAUUUACAAGGAAGAUUUAAGAAAUUGAACCAAACUGGAGCAGGAAUUACAGACAUAAAAUGGAAAACAGUACGGAUUAUUAUUAUGCCAAUAUACUGGACAUCGAAAACGGAUUGUGUCGCAAGGACGCCGUGGCAAAAGUUGGCUCCAUCGUUGUCCCGUUUUUCUUCAGCAUUGUGGUGUUGCUCAGUCUAAUUGGUAACAUCUUGGUUCUUGUGAUUCUAGUGCUUUAUGAGAAUCUUAAAUUGUUGACCAACAUUUACAUCCUCAACCUGGCCGUGUCGGACCUGCUCUUCACUGUGGGACUGCCGUUCUGGGCUUGUUACUACAUCUGGGGUUGGACACUCGGAGAUGUGGCGUGCAAAACUGUCUGCUUCGUCUUUUACGCUGGAUUUUACAGCAGCGUCAUGUUCCUGAUGAUGAUGACCUUUCAGCGCUACAUGGCUGUGGUGCACCCUCUCUCAGACUGGGAAAGAGGACAUGGUUUUUCACUGAUCACCAUCAUCACUUGGGUAGUGAGCAUCGCUGCCGCAGUGCCGGCCCCAAUCUACAGCUCAGUCCAGGCUGACCCAGGAGACCCUCAAAAACUUUACUGUGAGUACAAUUCCACUGGUGCAUAUUUGGCCAUUACGUACGAACAGAACGUGUUUUUUGUUUUCGCCUUUUUGUUCAUGGGGUUCUGCUACACAAAAAUCCUGCAGACCAUCUUCAAUACACGAACGAACAAGAGACAUCGUACUAUCAAACUCAUCUUCUGCAUCGUAGUCGUGUUCUUUCUUGGUUGGGCUCCUUAUAACCUGGUGAUUUUUCUGCACACCUUUACUCAUCAUCAGAUCAAUUAUUUCACGAGGUGUGACGUCUCGCACCAUCUCGACUACGCCGAAUACAUCUGCAAGCUGCUGGCAUUUUCGCACUGCUGCCUUAAUCCCGUGUUUUAUGUUUUCGUUGGUGUUAAAUUCAGGAAUCAUGUAAAGGGGAUUCUGCGGAAGAUUUUUCAAACCGCUCCGAACAUGGACAUACAGCAUACACGAACCGGCACCAUUCUGUCUCACGGCUCUGUGUGUUCAAACAGCAACAACUGCAAACGCAAUUCCACGACGGUCUGAGCAAACGAUUUAUCCAAUGCUUAAACAUGUAGAGGUUAUGUAACAUAUACUGUACAGUGAAAAAGUGUAAUCAUAUUAAAAGUGGAUGUCUGGAGGUUAUGUUUUCUUUGUUAAAUGACAGCAUGACAACACCUAAUUUCACUGGUGCCUUAUUUAAAAGGCUAAUCACUUUAAUAUGGUCUUAUAAUAUUCUCAAGAAAAAUAUGAUAAAUGUGCAUGAGUGGAUUUUAAAGGCAUCUGAUACAGUACAGGAACUCAGACUUCCUAAUCAAUUUGCAAAUAAAUAGACAUUGGUCUGGUUCAGAAUUCAUUCUGGCUCAUAAUAUACUGUUUCCACAUCCUACAUGACUAUUCAGUUUCAAACAGUUUGUACAAAUGUGUCACAGCCGAGCAGAUUU